AGAUGAUGGAGCUGCUGACUGGAGAGGUUCCUGUAAGGUGUCAGGAGGUGGCGGUCUAUUUCUCCAUGGAGGAGUGGGAGUAUGUAGAAGGACACAAGGAUCUGUACAAGGAGGCCAUGAUGGAGGCUUCCCGGCCUCUGACAUCACCAGAUGGAUCCAGGAGGAGAAAUCCCCCGGAGAGAUGUUCCCGUCCUAUGUGUUCCCAGGACUGUCCAGAGGAGAAGCUCCCAGAGAACCAUCAGAUGACAAAUCAGGGGGAAGAUGUGACUGAUAUUAAAGUGGAGGAUGAAGAAGAGCGGAUGAUGGGCGAUCCCCCGUGUAAGAGUGAGGUGGAGGAGGACAUUCCAGUCCAUGUGACCACAGGUAUGGAAUCAUGAAUGGAGGAAGGGAGUUGGGAGGUUUCUUCAGGUGAGGC
Messenger RNA from Bufo gargarizans (Asiatic toad), 415 nucleotides. Its product is annotated as zinc finger protein 667-like. The transcript is spliced from 4 exons. The record is from RefSeq and is a predicted model, not a curated record. Bases 3 to 377 code for a protein of 124 amino acids. NCBI's taxonomy places the organism in Eukaryota, Metazoa, Chordata, Amphibia, Anura, Bufonidae. Gene Ontology annotation, biological process: regulation of DNA-templated transcription.